ACUAAAUUAAGAUUCAAAUUAUUUUUUUUGUCAGUAGACAGUGUUAUCUAAUUUAAAACUAAAUAUUGUUGAAUCAAAAUAAAAAUUAAUUAUGAAGUUUAUAUCUAAAUCGUCAAUCUCAUUAGCUAGAAAAUAUUUUUGACAAAUAUCAUUGGAUAGGAUUCGCUAGUUGAGAAAGUCAUGAGUAAGCGCCAUCUUGUGAUGCUUCAGAGUACUUGCAUAAUGUUUUUGGAACAGGGAUCGUCAUCUCACAAAUUUGUGGUUGUGUAUUACGAUAACAAAGAAGUAGGUGAUUUAUUAAGCGAAUAAAUAGAGAAUUUAUAGAGAUUCUGCGGUUCUACGCAUGAUAUGCUUUUAAGGAAAGACAUAGAAGAUUCUCGAAAUAAUUGACGCAGUUUUUGUCAUUGCAUACGGAGACAAAAUAAUGCGAGGUGCGUAUGUAUGACGUACGAUCAAUAAAUUACUAAGAAAUUCGCAUCAAAGUUUAUCUUAAAAAUGCUUUUCUUUUGCUGUGAGAUAUUAAAUAGAAAAACUCUGAACUUAAAUUCGUAACUGUAAGAAAAAGUUGUGAGCAUUGUUUCUACUUGAAUAGCAUUUCAAUGUCUAUCUAUACAAUGACAGUAGCCACAAGUUGACAUUAAUUGGCAGUGCCCAUAUUCUACGAUUCUGUUCUAAAAAUUCGAACACCGGGAAUAAAUAAAAUUCAUAAUACGUUGCGACUUCGUAGUAAUUUGAAUAAAUAUUUUUUGCUUAAUCAUUAUAUUAAUGAAUUAUGUGUGUAUAUGUAUGUGAGGUAAACAAGUAUAAAUAAAUAUGUCUCAUGGCUGCAAAAAAGUUACACAACAGGGAAAAUGGAAAUAUAGGAAGAGUACAACAGUGGUUGCAAGAUCAAUCAUUCUAUACUUUAAACAUAUAUGAAUUUCCUUUGACUUUGCAAUUUAAGAAAUUGCAGAAUCAGCAAGGGAAUAAAAUUUAUGAUAAAGAUAUCCAUCGAACAUAUAAAUAUUUUUUAAGAUAUUUGCACAAUAACUUGGAUUUCUUACAAAAGAAAUGGCUAUCAAUAUUAUUUAUUCACGAUAUUGCUACUAAACCUGCAAUAAGAAGUUUUUUUUACUUCAAUAAUGGAUCAAAUUUCAGUGAAAGGUUUUUUUUUAAAGUACAUAAAAUAUGGUCACUAUCAAGGUGUACAACUGAACAAUAUCUGAAGGUGGACAAAUGCUAUGUUGAGAUAAAUACAAAUCCUAUGUCAUUAGAAAUGGCUCAUUCUAGUGUAGAAGCUGACUCAGUCAAUCAUCUUGAAACUAUAACUUCAGAAAAUUUGGGUGUAGAUUUUGAGGAAUCACAAUUACCAAUAUAUACUUCAACUAUUAAUACAACGCAUUCAGCUCAUAUUACACAAACAGAUCAUGAAGACAAUGUAUCUACUACUGAUUUCAAGCAUGAUAAUACUUUGACCACUUAUAGUGAUGCGUGUCGUACAAAAGAUUUAAAUAAAAUAGCAUUAAUGGAUUAUCUUGUAAAUGAUAGUAGUGCUACAAGCUCUUCUAUGAAUAGCCAACAUGAAUAUUCAUCAGGUUCAUCAAUAGAAAAUGUUAAAAAAGUAAUAUUACAUAAUGAUGAGAUUGCAGAGUAUGAAAAUGAAGUUCUUGGUGAUCCAUUUUAUGAAUCAGAUUGUGGAAGCGAAGGAAAUGAAACAUCAGAAGUUGCUCCAAAAGAAAAUGAUGAAUGUAAAGAGAAAGUAUUAGGGAAGUUAGAAGAUGAAGAAAUGCAUGAUAAUUGUUCCCAAGCAGAAAGUACACGUGCAGAGAACAUGCAACACAAAUUGACUGAUUUCACGAGUUCAUCAGUAUGCAAUAAUUCUAAUACAAGCAAUCAUUACUUUAUAGAUGCAUCUUCUCUGAAUGAUGAAAUGGAAAUUUUAAAUAUAAAUGUUAAAGAAGAUGUACAAACUGGUAGGAACACAGGAUCUUAUAUGUCUGUUUCUGCUGAUUUUGCACAGACUUUAUCAAGUACUACUGCAGAUCAAUUCUAUAAGUUUACAUGUCCAUUUAAAGUAACAAAUUUACAGAAUGAAUGUAGUAAAAUUGCGGAAUUUGAACCGGAAAGGAAAGUAACAAAAUACUUUCAACCAUUUGCUGACAUAGCUAGGAUAACGAAAGUUAAUUCUACAUUAAUCAGUAAAGAUGAUGUGAAUAAAGGUACAAACAAAGAGUCAUUAGCCGUAGAAAUUAAAGAAGCAGAUAGCGGUGAAAGUACACAUGCUUCACCUUGUCCUGAUAAUAGCACAAAUCUCAAUAAUUGUCAAGAUAAAAUAAAUGUAAACAGUGAUGAGAACUUACUCUUGGAUAUUACAAAUGAUGAGUUAGAGAAUCCUAAAAAAAGUACUACAAAUUUUACUGGAGAUACACAGCAACCAUUAUUAAUAAGAAGAAAUACAUUUGAACUUGAUUCAAGUGAUAAGCUUUCUGUUUUAAGGCAAGAAUAUGAACGUAGACAAGGCAAUCUUGUUUUUCAAAGUGCCAUACCACAAUAUUCAGGACAUCGUGUAGAUAGUGAUAUGAUUUCUAGUGUGGCACCAGAUUCAACAGCUGUAUCUAUCAAUGAUGUAUUAAAUAAUUAUACUUCUGAUAUUCAAGUAGCAACUACAAAUAUGCAGUAUCAUACAAGAUAUUUAUCUUUAGACAGUUAUGAACAUAAAAUUGAUAAAAAGAUAUUAGAAAAUAAUUAUCUUCUGCAAAAUAGUAUUACUAAUUCUGAUAUAUUAUAUCCUGCAAUAGAUAUAACGAAUGAUAAAGUUGCAUCACACAGUUAUGCAGAUGAUGAUAAUGCGUAUAAGUGUAGCAAUAGCUUACCAGUUACUGUAGAUUGUAAUUUAGAAAAUGUUAAAUCUAUAGAUGUCAUCAGAAAAACUAAAAGAAAUGAAACUGCUCCUAUUAUUUCUGGUGGUGUUAGCACAUCAGAUUUUACGAAACCCAUCGAUAGUCCUAUCGUACAACGUAAAACAGAAUCCACACCUAUUGUAUCAGGUGGUUCUGUGAUUAUGGAUGAUACUAAAGAUAGACCAUCAAGAAUGUCUUCUUCCAUGACUGCAUGGAUUGUAGAUAUGAGUGAUUGUACAAAGGAUGAAUCAGGAUCAAGCGCAAAAGAUAACUCUGUAACAAAUAUGUCACAAAGCUUUUCUACUUCUGAAUGUGUUAAAAAUUUUGUAAGAUCUAACAACCAUGAAAAGUAUAGCAGUUUAGGUUUUUUUGUCAAUUUAAAUAAUGUAGAAUCAAGGGAAGAGGUACCAGUCAAAGAAAAUGUGGAAAACAAAAAAGAGUCAUAUAAAACUGAUAAAGCAUAUUGUGAAUUCUAUAUUGAUAUAUCUAAUAAAAAUGAUUUUCCGAAGAAUAAAAAGAUUGUAAAAGAGGAUACGAAUCAUAAAAACGUUGAAGAAGGUGAUAAGAAGAACAUAUUCUCUAUGUUUAUUGAUUUAAGUGAUCCACAAAAAACAACUGAAAAUGCUCAGAAAACAACGCAUAAACGAAAUUUAUCAUCAUUUACUGAUAAACGCAUGGAAACGAAAAUUGACGAAGUUGUGACAAGUGAAAACUCUAAUACUCUUCAAGAGGAUCAAAAUUUAAAUUCAACAAAAUCUAUAAAAGAAAAACCAAAACGAGGUGUUUUUAUGUUUAUUGAAUCUGAUUCUCCUAUAGUAAGAAGACGAACGUUGUCCUCUUCACGAUCAGUUUUAAAACGUCAUUCGUGGAAUAUCGAUAAAACACAAAGUAAUAAUGGCAAUGGACAAGCUGCUAAGGAAUUAAUAAUAAAAAAAGAACACAAACGCGCGCAUAGCUUGUCAGUAGAUCAAAGGGAUUUGAAGAAGAUGCAAACAAAGCAAAGUUCUUCUAGUCAUUCUCUUAGUGAUGCUGCAGGAGGUGAAUCCACAAACCAUAAGAAUUCAAAUUUUUUACAAGAAUUGGAAAGUAAUUCUAAUAAUAAUAUGGAUACAUCCACAGAAGAAUGUUUGGCAUAUGAUAUAAAGGAUACGCCACCAAACUCUCACAUAGAAAUCAUUGAUAAGGAACUACGUGCGAGUAUCAAACAUCAACAAUACAAGGAAUUAGGUAAUGAUAGAGAGCAGCAGUUGGAAGAUGAUCCAAAAAUAUAUGAGGACGAGUAUUCAGACAUGUCUGGAUGGGGGAAGACUUGCACAGAAAGUACUAAUGGACAAACACGUAAAAGUGAAACAUUUGACAUUAGCAGUGGCAGUGGGCCAUCUCCAAAUAGCGAUCAUCGUGAUUAUGAAUUAUCAGAUUUAUUAAGCAGGGAUGUGGAAACUACAGCUAAUAAACAUCCAAUUAUUCCUUCGACUGGCAAUAAAAUAUUAGAAACUCAUAAAUCUUUAAAUGAAACAAUUAAGAAAAUAGAAUGUGAGUUAAAAGGCCCAGAGUAUGAAAAAUUAGAUAUAACUUAUAACAAUCAUACAUCUAUAUCAAAUACAGAUGAAAAUCUUGUCAGCCAUGAUGUAAAGGAGCUAAAAUUGAAUAAAAAAAAAUCAAGUUCUAAAUUUGUGAGACUUUCGGACCUAACUGAAACAUCAGGACAUUCUCAUACAUCAGAAUAUUUAAUUGGUAAGGAAAAUAGAGCUACAUACCGUAUGAGUAGUAGUAUUCCAGAAACAUCUUGGAUCGAAAGUAAAUUAGUUAUGUCAAGAACAAAUGAUUCAGUAAGAACUCUCUCACGUGUAUUUUCUUCUGUCAUGAGUACUUCACUACCGUCGAAACAAAAGUCACCGCUUGAAGAUUUAACUGGAGAUGGUGAGGCAGAAGGUAUCAUUUCUGAGAGUGACAUAAGUAGCAUGCAAAGCAGCAUGGGACGUUCUGGAGCUGAAGGAAGUACAGAAGAAACAGAAACAUCAAGUUUGGCUGGAGGGAAACCAUAUAAUCGAUUGGGUGAAGAUUUAUUAAGAAUGUUUUUGGAAGAGAUUAAUCCAGAUGUUACAAUUGAUGUAGCUGGAAGACGAAUUAGGGCACAUAAGUGUAUAUUAAGUUCUCGUUGUCAAUAUUUUGCGGCGAUUCUUAGUGGUGGAUGGAUUGAAAGUGCAGGAAAUGUGAUAUCUUUGCAAGGAUAUUCUUAUAAUGCAGUUCAUUUUGCACUACGUCAUAUAUAUAGCGGAGAAAGCAAUAUACCAGAUUCUAUAAGCAUUGUCGAAUUAGCUACAUUAGCUGAUAUGCUGUGUCUAGAGGGUCUUAAAGAAGUUAUAGGUUAUACUCUGAAAGUCAAAUAUUGUCAUCUUUUUCAUAAACCUUGCCAAGUAUGUGCUGUUGGAGUUUUGGAGUGUAUGCCAUUAGCUGCAGCUUAUGGGCUGGAUGAAAUAUAUCGUAAAUCUCUAAGAUGGAUAACAAGACAUUUUGUAAGAAUAUGGCCGUGCAAAGCAUUUGCAACCCUUCCAAGAGAAUUGAUGGAAAAGUGUUAUUUACAGCAUAUAGUACAUAUGUCUACAGAUAAUGUACUUCAAACUAUGAUGGAUUGUGAUAAACUGUUAGCAACUUUACCGAAUGUACGCUGGGCAGAACCAGUAUACAGAAUGGUUUCAAACUUGUUAGAAACAUCACUAAAAUUUUUAGCAGACAAUUUUGCAGCUAUAUUAAAUAAUGAAAAUUUUCAAUCACUUGGUCGUGAUUUAACAUGGAAUAUAAGUCGUUUGGAGGAUAACUUUUUAUCAGCUGCAGAACGUUUGCCACCUGAACAAGCAUGUAAAAGUUAUUCAAAAUUACAUAAAAUGUUGUCAUCCACGCAAACAGAUAACUUUCAAACAAAAAUGAAAUGGGGUCCGUUAUUUAUUGAGUUUUUAAAGAAAAUUCAAGUUCGUGUUGAAAAAUGUUUGGUUCGUGAGGCAGCAAGGGCUGCAAGAUCGACAACAUGGUUAAAAAUGGAUUUGGAACUUCGCCGUAGAAUACAAGAAUUAGCAUGUCUGGUUAUUCUACCACACGAAACAUCGAGAUGUCAAUCAAGGCAUUCGAACUUUAUAAAGGAAUCGAAAACAUCGUCUGCUUGCUCAGCAAGUCGCAAUUUAGAUCUAAAACGUGUGAAAAUGGCUAUAUCGGAACAUAACGAUAAAACAAUGAAGCAAAUGUCAACGACGCAAACGCGAAAAGUUUUAAAUAAACCUAAAAGCGAUCCCGUUGAACGAAAAAUGCAAGAGGAUAAUAAACCAAGCACCAGUGAUGCACCAAGUCGACCUAAGUCAUGGCCCAAUAAAAUAGAGGUAAAAUCUAGAUAUUUAGAACCAAGAACCAAAUUUGUACCUAAAGAAAAUGUGUCAGUAAGUCAAGAUAAAGUGAUAAUACAACGACGAAAAAUUACAAUUUCAUCGUCAGACUCAUCGCGUACAUCUAGUCCUGCGACAAAACGAGUGACAGAGAAGAAGCCUAUAGCAAGAGUAAAGCUGCCUGUAAAAAAAGACGUGAAAGCUCUUUCGUCUGAUAGUUUGACAGAAUCGAACAUGACCAGACCAAACAAGAAGAAAAAUGUGAUCAGUAAAAGUUGUGGUAUUACUCGUCCCGAAUCACCAUCCUUUAAACAGAAAAGCACAGAAAUUGGAUUGUCUGUAGAUUCAUUAGCAGAAUCUAAGAACAAGGCAUCGAUUGUAAAGAAAAAUGUUAACAAAAUGGAUACGUCAAUAUCUACGGAUAGUCUUAUGACAGAAAUAACUGCAAAUCCUAAAUCUAAUACGUUGCAGAAAUUAUCACCAACAUUAGGAAAAAGUAUAAACAAAACACAAAUUUAUGAUAAAACGAAGAAAAAUAUAUUGCCAAUUCAACAGAAGAAUCCAAUGACAGUAACACGUAGGCCACCAAGAUCAUUAGAGAAUUCAACCGCGGCCAGUAGAAGUAGAGCAGCAGCUAUAAGUGCUUAUCACGGUUCACCUAAUCUACGUAGGAAUCUUUUAGAUGCUGCAAAGACACCGGAUAUUUCAAGUAAAUCAGUAAAUAAUGUUGCUUGUAGGAUAUCAAAUGCACGACAAGCUUUACAAUCGACCACUAUGGUUAAUUCUAACGUGAAAAGAGAAAAGAAAGAUAAUAGCGCUAAUCAACAAGGAUCGGAUAACUCUAGCAGAAAAUCUUCCCCUAAAUCUGGCACUAACAGACUAAAUAAGCCGGCCCUUACUAAUAAAAAAUCAUCUUCCAAGGUCAACGAUGAAAAGAUCAAAACAAAGUGCCAUACCGAAGAGACUCCCAAACAACUUACAGUGGGUUCUAGAUCAGGCACGUUUCUUAAAGAUGAACCUACAAUACUUAAAAAAACGGACAUUAAGUCAUCUCAGAUAAGUACUUAAAUGUGCGUAUGAAAUGUAAUCUUUUUCAAGAUACAUACCUAUUAAUGAACACGCAUAGAAAGUCAUAUAACGCAACUACGAACGUGAUAAAUUAAAUGAAUCAUGCUCGAUAUAAGAUAGAUGAUAAUUUAAAUCAUAUUAUGGCACAAUAUAAAUGCACACUGGAAAUAUGUACAUGCAUAUGCUCGCAUGCACAUAUAUGAACGUUCUUAUAGCAUGUGAUUUUGUUACAAUAUCAAAUAUCGCUACAUACAGUCAGACGUUAUACUACACACACACACACGUGUGGGAUAUAUAUACGUCCAUGUAUAUUUUAAUCGCAUUCCUUUUUGACAUAAGUUUAUCAUUGAAAAUUAUACUAUUCAUUAUUUAUAAUUUAUUUGUAUUAUAUAUAUAUAUA
This is a messenger RNA of Vespula pensylvanica (western yellowjacket), 7721 nucleotides long. RefSeq lists its product as uncharacterized. The coding region runs from base 821 to 7321 and encodes 2166 amino acids. The transcript is spliced from 10 exons. Lineage: Eukaryota; Metazoa; Arthropoda; Insecta; Hymenoptera; Vespidae. Gene Ontology annotation, molecular function: protein binding. The record is from RefSeq and is a predicted model, not a curated record.